GAAUGGAAAUAAUGUGUAUCGUCAAAUGUUGCUACACGUUAAAGACGUUUUAGGAACAUUUUGGUUUGUAAACCUAAUACACGAGACAUUACGCGGAGGGAUACUCCACAUUGUGAGUUACAAUCAGGGUUGCAGUUGCACUCAGUAAGUUUGUAUGAGAUCAAGGUAUCGGAGAAGAGCAGGUCACUGGAGAUUGUGUUGUUUUAGUAUUUAAAAUUUAAAGAGGAUAAUCCUUUUUUUCUGGCUUUCAAUGGAUUAGGGUCGUCGUCAGAGUUCUUUAAAGGUUGACAGGUAAGAAGAUUGUUUUAGAAAAUGCCAUUGCAUGGAAAAAUAGUGGUUAUCAAAAGGAGUGGAGCUGAUGGAACAGAAUUCCCACUAACUGCACAAUCAUGCUUGUUUGGAAGGAAACCUGAUUGUGACAUUCGCAUCCAGCUGCCUCAUGUUUCCAAAGAGCACUGUAAAAUUGAAGUGAAUGAAAAUAAAGAGGUGAUUGUAACAAAUUUGAGUGCGGUUAAUCCUACUCGUUUGAAUGGUAAAAUUGUACACCAGUCUGAAUCUUUGAAGGACAGAGAUGUGAUCACUAUUAUUGAUCGUUCUUUCAGGUUUGAGUAUCCCCCUGAAUUGACCCAGAGGAAAAGAAGACAGUCAGCAUCUGUAAAAAAUGAAACCCUGCAGGUGCUUCAUGUUCAGCAGGUGAAGGACACGGUGUGUUUGUCUCCUGGAAAUCGAAGGAAAUCCACCACCUCGACUUCAGAUGCAUCAUAUGAUCAAAAAGAAGCAAAGGCUAUUGGAACUGAACUGUUAAGUGAGGCACACAUAAAAAAUGCUACACCUGGAACAAAGGAUGCAUCUGAUGCAGCAUUUGCCCAUAACCAUAGGGGAAACCAGGAGAAGUUGUUGGAGGGUUUGUCUCCUUUCAGUCAACUUUAUAAAACACUUAAACGCCAAUUCCAGGCAAAUGAUUACCACCAAGUCUCUAGCAAAGAUGGAAAAACACCAAGGAAAGCAUCAGGAGAUGCAGCUCCUCAGUCACCUUUAUCAAGGUGUACAUCUGACAAAAUUAGUCCAACCCAAGCUGUUGGCAUUCAGAUAAAUGAGGAUAAAUCUAAAGUUAAUCAUGAGCUGCCCCUGGAAGUUAAAAGUACACCAUUACCACAAGUCCAUGUUUUCAGACAGUCCUUUGUCGUUUGUGAAAAAUCAGUUGAAGAGGCAAUGUCACAAAAUCUAGUUUCCUGUGUUUCUUCAGAAGAUGAAUUGAACAAGGAGAUAAUUGAUUUGUCAAGGUCUAGGAGGAGUAGUAAAGUAAUAGAUAAUUUACAGUCUGGUCCUAUAAAUGGUGAAACCUCUCAAAAAAGCAAUAGGGCAGAUAUUAUUGUAACACCCAAAAAUGAUCGUCGUUCAGCAUCACGUGGUGAUGGAUUUGUUGAACCUAGUGUUUCAGAUAAUGAGGCUAGCUGUGUAGAUGGUACUCCAAAGUCUAAAAGAAAAGGUCGACCAAGAAAGUCCCCAUUAAAAGAUAACCAUGCAGGAGGGAAUUCUUCUAUUUGUGAAAGUGUGAAAGAGAAUCCCGCAGUGGUGGAGAAUGUAAUAGGCACUGACAAAGAAACUCCUAAGAGACGUCGCCGGUCUUCCCAGCCAACUCCUGUGAAAUCGGCAGAAAAAGAGAAAGAAUCUGGGGGGGAUGCACAACACAAACAAGACAGUUUUUCUAAUGCUAAAGAAACUCAAAAGUCUAAAAGGAACAGCAGGCAGUUUACACUGCAAAGAUCCGUUAGUGCAGAUGAAGUGCUGAAAGAACUUCCAUCUUCAGCAAAGAAAUUGACAGAGGAAAUGGCAUUGGGAGGAAAAAAAAUAGAAACCCCUAAAAAAGGCAGGAAAAGUAUAGAAUCUGAAACGCCAGCUUCUGAAGCAGAGCUUACUCCUAAGAAAGUUUCCUCUUCACUAAGGCGGCAAAGUAGAUCACUUUCACCUGCCUGUCUUGAAACUCAGGAUCCAGUCAAGAUAAAUGUUAAUGGCAUCAUAACACCACAAGAGGAAAAGAAAGUGGCAACACCAAAGAAAACACAAGAAAGUCCUGUAACAAGUGAAGUUUUACCCAAACAGAAGACUCCUAAUAGCUCUCCAAGAAGGCACUCUGGAACAGCAGUGCUGAAAGCUGAAGUACUUCCAGAAAUUGAGUCAUUGGCACCACCUAGUGGAGAAAAUGAUGUAGAAACAGGUACUAAAAAGACUUCAAGCAAGAAGCGCAGGAGCGGGGAACUGCAUGAGAAAUUAGCAGGACCACCUUUAAAAAGAAAAAGAGUUUCCUUUGCUGGUCACUUGAGUCCUGAGCUGUUUGACAAACGCUUGCCCCCCGAUUCUCCUCUGCGGAAAGGAGCUAUGCCAACCAGAUUGAGUCUGUCAGUUGGGAGCAAAGGACGCUCAGUAUUACGGAGGGCAUCGACAACAGGAAUCAAGUAUUCCUUGAUAAAGGAAUUUUCUGAAGAUAACCUAAGUCCUUUAAAGCCAAGUCCCAAGAAGAAGGCAUCCCCUAAAAAAACACCAUGUAAACCCAAUACUCUAUCGCCUGACAAGAAAUCCCCGAAGCUGAUUGCCAAGACUCCCUCUUCAGCUAUGUCUGUGGCUAAAACCUCCUCCCCUGGCAGAAAGUCCCUCACUGGCACUGGCAAGACCCCCACUAUGACAAGCUUAACUGCUUCAUCAGACAAGAAGUCCCCAAAUGUUGCUGAUGUAGAACUGUCUCCUGGCUGGAAAUCUCCUACAAGUGCUGCCAAGACCACCUCCCCUGGCGUAAAGUUGCUUGCUAGUGCUUCCAAGAUGCCCUCCCCAGCUUCUACCAUUACUAAUACACCCUCUCCUGGUAGGAAGUCUCUUGCUGGUGCUACCAAGACGCCCUCCCCGGCUAGGUCCGUCACCAAGACGCCCUCCCCGGCUAGGUCCGUCACCAAGACGCCCUCCCCGGCUAGGUCCGUCACCAAGACGCCCUCCCCGGCUAGGUCCGUCACCAAGACGCCCUCCCCGGCUAGGUCCGUCACCAAGACGCCCUCCCCGGCUAGGUCCGUCACCAAGACGCCCUCCCCGGCUAGGUCCGUCACCAAGGCGCCCUCUUCCAACAGGAAAUCUUUACCAAGUAUUACCAAGACACCCUCUCCAGCUAUGUCUCUAGCUAAGACACCAUCUCCAGGCAGAAAGUUGCUCACUGAUGCUGCCAAAACACCCUCUUCAUCUGGUGCUGCUAAGAUGCCCCCUCCUAGUAGGUGGUCACUUGCUGGUGCUGCCGAGAUACCCUCCCCAAAUAAAUCUGUAACCAAGUCACCCUCUGCUGGUAGGAAGUCUCUUGGUACCAGUGCCAAUACCACACCUGUAGUAUCAACCACAACACCAAAAAGAGGUACACCUUAUGUUAGUGGGCGCUUCUCUAUUUCUCACAUCAGCACGCCUUCACCUAUUCCUGAACAAAGCACUGUUGCAUCUAAAGCAGAACCUGUUCCUGGAGAAAUACAUUGUGAUGCUGUCACACCUAAACCAUCCCUAAGAAGGAAAAGCAUUCAGUCUACAGGAAAGAAAACCUCUUCUAGGAGAAAGAGUUCUGUUCUUGAUGCAGUUCGUUCAAGAAGUGGGGCAUCUAAAGCGAACUUGCUAGUUGCAAGAUCCUGGGCUGAUAUUGUGAAACUGGGGGCUGCCAAAACACAGAGAGUGGUUUUUGCAAAGAAGCAGGCCACAAAGGCAAAGAAGGUUACUAUUAAGAAGGUUACAUCAAAAAUACUAAAGACCCCUGCUCAGAAAAUAAAAGACCAUAUCAGUACUGGACAUGCAGAUUCUCCUGCGACCAUUGUUAUUGGCAGAGCCCAUGUUAGAGCUGUCGAACCAGCAGGACAAGUUCCAAAGCUGGUUAGAAAUGUGGCUUUAAUGAAGAGAAGCAUGGAAGUAAAUGAAAGUUUUACAGGAAUUGCUGAAAUGUUUAGUACCCCUGUAAAUGAGAAACCAGGGAGAACUCCAAGGCACUCCUCUGCAAGCACUGAGGUUGUCUGUUCUACUCCUGUUUCUUUAACUGAUGCCUCUGUACUGAACACCCCAGAGGAAACAGGUGAAAUGGUUGUAUCCCCAUUAAGCUCACCCAGUACUGCAAGACGUGGAAGGUAUAAUAAGGAUGCAGUGACCCGUCUUCUUCAAGAGAAGGAAUCCAGUUAUAGUGUCAUAAAGACUCCUGCUAAAGAAAUUAUUGCACCAGUGAGUCUCUCUGGUGGGAGUCAAGUAAGAGUUCAACCGUCGGAAGAGGUGGUAGAUACAAGUGAGCAAAUUCAAACACUUGUUAAGAAGACAGCAACUGAAACAGAUGAUGGUUGUAAAAAAAUAAUGAGGACCCCUAAACAAAAGGCUGAGCCACUGGUGGCCCUUACAGGAGUUAAAAGGCUUAUGAAAACACCAAAACAGAAGUCAAAACAAAUUGAAGACUUCAGAGGGCUCCAAAGACUCAUGAGAACACCCAAAAAACCUAAAGAACAGAUAAUAGAGGAUCUUGUUGGGGUCAAGAGAAUAAUGACAACUCCAAAACAGAAAGCAUCACCAGUGGAAGAUAUGGUCGGAAUAAAAAGAUUAAUGCGGACCCCUAAACAUAAGGGAGAGACUGUUGAAGAUAUGUCUAGCAUUACCAGAAUAGUGAAGUCUCCAAAACUAAAGAUUGCUCCUGUAGAAGACUUUGCAGGUUUGCAAGAACUUAUGGAAGAGCCAGAGGAAAAAAAGCAAGACCACGAAUCAAAAGUAAUCGCAGAAACAUUUGAAGCUUCGGAGACAAAGAGUGUGUCCAAAAAACAUGAACUUGUUAGAACACCGGCCAUCCUGGCACAGUCCAGUGUAGCAGCUCAACAACCACCUUCAAAGAGGUCUUGUCGUGAAGAUUGUGAAAUAUCUGUAUUGCCUACACCUUUAAAUAAUUGUGGAAGAACAGAACAAGUGAAACUGACUAUGGAUAUUGCAGAGCAUUCAGCUGUACAAAGUUCAACUGACACUCUAAUUGGGAGUGUUAAAACUUCCCUUGCCCAAACUGCUUCUAUUAGAAAGUCUGGAAGAGGUAGGAAAACAUCGGAUGUUGAAUUGUCAUCUCUGGAAACAAUUUCAGUUGAAGUUUGCCCAGUUAAAAGUGAUAACAUUUCUAAACCUACAACAGUGUGUGUCAAAUUAUCACCUACCCCAAAGAGAGCAACACAUGGAACUGAAAAUAAGGAUACUUCUAGAAGCGAUACCCUGACACCACCUGCCUUUGAAAUUGCUUUAGUUAAAGAGUCUUCCAUAGACUCUGUAAAAUUGUCUACACCAUCAAGGAGGUCACAACAUGGGAAUGAAAAGGACACUGUACACAAUGAAAGCUCAAUAUUAUCCCCACCUGCAAAUAAAACUCAGAGAGGAAACAAACAAUUGCAGAAUGUAGAACAAAACCAUGCAUCUACAGAACUUACUGAUUUAACUGUUGACAUUGUUAAAGCUUUUCCUGUCUCUGCAAAAUGGACACACGGUGGUCAAAUUAAAGAAGUUGAGACAUCUGCUUUGCCUCCUGAAACAAAUAAAAAAAUAGAGGAAGUUGAUCAUAUGUUGAAUAAAGUAGCUGCUGAGGAAACUUUCUCACAGAGCGUGUCAUCGCCUAUAGCUAAGAGAUCGCAUGGUGCCAUCGAAGAUGUUGCUGAAUUGGACACAACUGACUCGCCUGCUCCUAUGAAGAAAUCUUUAAGAUGUAGGAAGGCACAAUAUCAUUCAGAUGACAUUCAGGAGACAUCUACAGAAGUUGUUGCAGCUGAAAGUGUAAUGUCUUUACCUGUGCCAAAGAGGUCACAACAAGGUGCCGUCAAAGAUGUUGCAGAAGAGGCGAUAGCUUCAUCACCAGGUCCUACUAAGAAAUCUGGAAGGGGUAGGAAAGCAAAACAAAACUCUGAAGACAAGCAUGAGACGGCUACAAAAGUAGUAGCUGAGGAAAGCUGCCUAGAAAGUGUAAUGCCUACACUAAAGAGAUCACGACGAGGUGCAGUCAAAGAUAUUGUAAAAGAGGAAAUAACUGCAUCACCAGCUCCUGCGAAGAAAUCUGGAAGAGGUAGAAAGGCAAAACCCAAUUCAGAUGAGACACAAGAGACAACUGCAGAAGCAGUUGUAGCUGAAGAAAGCAGUCUGGAAAGUGUAAUGCCUUUCUCUACGGCAAAGCGAUCAGAACAAGGUGCAGUCAAAGAUAAUGCAGAAUUGGAGACCACUGCAUCACCAGCUACUAUCAAAAAAUCUGGAAGAGUUAGAAAAGCAAAACCAAAUUCAAGUGACCCACAAGAGACAUCUAUCAAAGAAGUUUCAGCUAAAGAGAGCCUUCCUGAAAGGGUAAUGUGUAGCCCUCAAUCAAAGGGAUUAAAACAAGGUGCAUUCAAAGAUACAACAGAAUUAGAGAACACUGCAUCACCAGCUCCUACCAAGAAAUCUGGGAGAGGUAGAAAGGCAAAACCCAAUUCAGAUGACCCACAAGAGACAUCUAUCAAAGAAGUUUCAGCUAAAGAAAGCCUUCCUGAAAGGGAAAUGUGUAGCCCUAAAUCAAAGAGAUUAAAACAAGGUGCAUUCAAAGAUACAACAGAAUUAGAGAACACUGCAUCACCAGCUCCUACCAAGAAAUCUGGGAGAGGUAGAAAGGCAAAACCCAAUUCAGAUGACCCACAAGAGACAUCUAUCAAAGAAGUUUCAGCUAAAGAAAGCCUUCCUGAAAGGGAAAUGUGUAGCCCUAAAUCAAAGAGAUUAAAACAAGGUGCAUUCAAAGAUACAACAGAAUUAGAGAACACUGCAUCACCAGCUCCUACCAAAAAAUCUGGGAGAGGUAGAAAGGCAAAACCCAAUUCAGAUGACCCACAAGAGACAUCUAUCAAAGAAGUUUCAGCUAAAGAAAGCCUUCCUGAAAGGGAAAUGUGUAGCCCUAAAUCAAAGAGAUUAAAACAAGGUGCAUUCAAAGAUACAACAGAAUUAGAGAACACUGCAUCACCAGCUCCUACCAAGAAAUCUGGGAGAGGUAGAAAGGCAAAACCCAAUUCAGAUGACCCACAAGAGACAUCUAUCAAAGAAGUUUCAGCUAAAGAAAGCCUUCCUGAAAGGGAAAUGUGUAGCCCUAAAUCAAAGAGAUUAAAACAAGGUGCAUUCAAAGAUACAACAGAAUUAGAGAACACUGCAUCACCAGCUCCUACCAAGAAAUCUGGGAGAGGUAGAAAGGCAAAACCCAAUUCAGAUGACCCACAAGAGACAUCUAUCAAAGAAGUUUCAGCUAAAGAAAGCCUUCCUGAAAGGGAAAUGUGUAGCCCUAAAUCAAAGAGAUUAAAACAAGGUGCAUUCAAAGAUACAACAGAAUUAGAGAACACUGCAUCACCAGCUCCUACCAAGAAAUCUGGGAGAGGUAGAAAGGCAAAAGUCAAUUUAGAUGGCACACAUGAGACACCUGUAGAAGCAGUUGCAGCUGAAAGUGUAAUGUCUUCACCUUCAAUGAAGAGAUCACGACGAGGUGCCAACAGAGAUACUGCUGAAGUGGAGACAACUAUAACCUCUGCUCCAACCAAGACAUCUGGAAAGGGUAGGAAGGCAAAACUAAAUACAGAAGACCCAUAUGAAACAUCUUUAGUAGUUGCAGUUGAGAAAAGCUGUCCUGAAAGUUUAAUGCUCCCCCCUACAACAAAGAGAUCACGUCAAGGUGUAGUCAGUCACACUGCAGAAGUGACGACAACUGCAUCACCUGCUGUUACUAAGAAAUCUGGAAGGGGCAGGAAGACGAAACAAAAUUCAGAUACCACACAUGUGUCAUCUGCUGAAGUUAGUGCAGCUGAAAGCGAAAUGCCUUCCCCUACAACAAAGGGAGCACGACGAGGUGCAAUCAAAGAUAUUGCAGAGAAGGAGACGACUGCAUCACUUGGUAUGAUCAAGAAAUCUGGAAGGAGCAGGACGGCAAAACAAAAUUCAAAUGACACACAAGAGACAUCUAUAGAAGUAACUGCAGCUGAGAAAAGCUGUCCUGAAAGUGUAAUGCCUUCCCCUACAUUGAAGAGAUCACAAAGAAGCACAAUCAAAGAUAAUGCAGAAGCAGAAACUGUAUCUGCUCAUCCUAUUAAGAAAUCUGGAAGAGGGAGGAAAGUAAAACAUGUUGAGGAAAUAGAAAAUACCUCUACAGAAGUACCUGAAGAAAGCAGAGUUGAAAGUUCCAUCAAGGAUACUGCUAUGCUGAAAACUAGACGUGGAAAGAAAGUAGCACCUGUGAGAGAAACAAGAGGAACCACAAAGAAAAAUGGAAAAAGAGAAACAGAAGAUCUUGAGACUUCUAAAAUUUCAAUGAUUAUGGAUGAAAUAAAAAAUCUUUCAAAAAAAAAAGUAAAAUGGAGUACUGGGCUUACAAUGGAAAAUGAUACACCCGAGAACAAUGCUGUAGAACAUGUGCCUGCUACUGAAAAAAGGUCGCAGAGAGGGAAAGCCAGAAGUGAAAAAGGAGAAACUUUGGACAUAGUAAAGGUACCAGUGCAACCAGCAAAACUUUGUAGAGGACGACCUGGAAGGAAACCAAAAAUGACUGAAGCCGAGAUGGUUCAGGAACAGAUUGCUGAUGAGACAAGUUCUAAAGAGGAAAGCAAACAGGCUGUUGGGGUCAGUUCUAAAAGGGAAGCCUCUUUAGAGGUAAUUUCAAACAAUGUAACUGCAAUUGAAAAGGAAGGACUUUGUGGCAAAACUGGAAGCAAAAGAAAAAUGAUCUGUAAUGAGCAGGAAAAUGUGUUAAUAGAAGUAGCUCCAAAAAGAGGUAGGCGUGGAAAAGCAAAGACAACUGUUGAUGAGGAAGCACAGAGCUCCACAGGUCCCAGUGAUUCUACAGUUGAAAUUAAAGCAGUACCAGUAGUAGAAACCGUGAAUCCUAGGUCAAUCAAGAGGACAGGGAGAGCAAAAGCAUCAUCACAGCAGAAACUCAAUCUGCCAAAAGAAACUAAUGAUCAGGUUAUUGAUGAGAGUGCAUCCCAGGCUGAGAAACCAGUUGAAUUAAAGAAACCCAUUGGAAGGGGCAAAAGAAAGCUUGAGCUGGAUGCUGAAACUGAGGCUGAUGUGUCUUUCCUAAGUCCUUUAAAGUCAACCAGAGGAAAUCGUGCUAAUCUAACAAAUGAAGCUGAAAGCAGAAUGUUUAAAACUGCAGCUGACGGUAAUGUAACUCGGGGAAAAGUGUCUAGAAGAGGAGCAGCGGCAGCAUCCGAUAAAAGAACUGCAGCGACAAAAACAGAAGGCAAACCAGUCAGAAGUACGAGACGGAGAUAGACAUGUAAAUGGUUGCGUUUUUAUAAAAAUUGGUAGCUUAUUUGUACUCUCUGUCCAAUUUAAUUUUUUAAUGAUUGAGGCACUGCAGCUUAAUUAUGCUUUUAUCUUUUCUAUCUUUAAAUUCAUACUGUGCUUUUAAAUACUCUUGAUUUUAUACAGCCGUGUAAUACUCAAUUUCUGAGUGGUAAGACUUGUACAUUUUUGCAAAGACCUGUGUCUUAAUAUUAAGUCACCAUCUAUGUGCAUUGGAUUAUUUUAUGCUGGGUGAUAAUGAUGCUGGUAAAGUUUAUAUAUAAAAAUUAAAGUUGCUGUUUUCUGUAGCAGUUAGCAGAAUAAAGUUUGAAAUUUCGGUGCUUCGUUGUUACUGAAUUUAUUACCUUAAACAGGUAAAGAUGUGUCUACUGAAGCAGGUAAGACAUUGGCUCUUAUUUGAAUGGAUUGUUUUACCUGUACUGUAUUCACAUACAGCAGUGCACAAUCUACUUGACACAUCUUGGAGUAUAUUUUUGGUUAUGGACCUAUGUAAUUGCAGCAACUGAUGCAAUAAAAUAUAAGCAAUAUUUACUUUCAAUAUAGUUUUCUUUCGCCAUUGUUAACCUAACAUGAUGCAAAUAAGUGUUUCAGAUUAGUAAUUGGAUUUUUCACGAUCUUUAGCUUGACAUUGACAAGAUGUUCUCGUAAUGUUCUAAUUAAACUGUAUGUAAACUUUGGUAUUUAGUUCUGUCCUAGUGGCAUUCUCAAAUUAUGUUUGUUAAAUUUGCAAUUU
Molecule: messenger RNA, 10057 nt
Organism: Polyodon spathula (Mississippi paddlefish)
Lineage: Eukaryota; Metazoa; Chordata; Actinopteri; Acipenseriformes; Polyodontidae
Product: proliferation marker protein Ki-67-like
Exons: 16
Coding region: 313-9291 (2992 amino acids)
Biological process (GO): regulation of chromosome segregation; regulation of mitotic nuclear division
Cellular component (GO): nucleus; chromosome
Molecular function (GO): protein binding
Source: RefSeq, a predicted model, not a curated record